UGGUUCCUUACCACCCGCAGCGACGCCGACGCCUCCCUCCCCGCCUCCCUAUAUAAUCCACCCGUCGUUACAGUCCAAUCAAUCCCGACGCCUCCCCAAAACCUCCAUUCGUCUCCCCGGUUUCCUGCAAGCAUAUCUCAUCGCGGAGACUAAUCUGAUCGAAAUGGAGUACGACGGCAAGUACAGGAAGAAUCAGAGGCUCAAGUGCGACUGCCUCGUAUUCGACCUUGAUGACACGCUGUACCCGGUGACCUCCGGUAUUGGAGCUGAUGUCAUGAAGAACAUCCAAGAUUAUAUGGUGCAGAAGCUCGGUGUUGAGGAGAGUAUAAGCCUGGAGUUAUGCAUCCUCCUCUACAAGCAGUACGGAACCACCAUGGCCGGUUUGAGGGCUGUCGGCUACCAGUUUGAUUAUGAUGUUUACCACAGCUUUGUUCAUGGAAGGUUGGCCUAUGAGAAAAUCAAGCCUGAUCCAGUACUUAGGAACAUUCUGCUGAGCUUACCGACACGCAAAGUUGUGUUUACAAAUGGUGAUAAAAUCCAUGCCUCAAGGGCCCUGAAGAGGCUUGGAAUUGAGGACUGUUUUGAAAGAGUUGUGUGUUUUGAGACAUUGAACCCAACAUCUCUUCCUGUGCCAGCUGAUGAACUUGAAAUCUUUGACAUUAUGAAGCAUCUGGCUCAUCCAGAGCCUGGGGUGGAACUACCAAAAUCAUCAAUCAUGUGCAAGCCAUCAAUAGAUGCAAUGCUGCAUGCCUGCAAGAUUGCCUCCAUCAAUCCACAGGCAACUAUAUUGUUCGAUGACAGCUUCAGGAACAUCCAAGCUGCAAAGCAAAUCGGAAUGCAUACUGUCCUGGUUGGAACUUGUGAAAGAACAAUAGGCGCUGACCAUGCCUUGCAAAGCCUCCACAACAUGAAGGAAGCACUGCCUGAGCUGUGGGAAGAAGCUGAGAAGGAUGAAGACGUCAGGAAUUCUAGUAAAGUUGGAAUUGAGACGUCGGUGAUCGCAUAAACUUUUUCUCCAUGACAGUGUAGCCCCUUUGUUUUGAGGACAACAGAGCUACCAAUUAGGACAAGAAACCAUGUUGCGAUGCUCCUCAAGGAGAGAAACUGAUAAAAUCACUGAUGUUACGUCCCCUAUACUAUCCAGUAAGAAAUAAAUGUUCAACAUGUCAGGUGCCAUAUGUUUCAUGAUGAAUUCGGGUCUGUUUUCAUUUUUGA
Messenger RNA from Phragmites australis (common reed), 1215 nucleotides. RefSeq lists its product as uncharacterized. Lineage: Eukaryota; Viridiplantae; Streptophyta; Magnoliopsida; Poales; Poaceae. Bases 164 to 1006 code for a protein of 280 amino acids. The record is from RefSeq and is a predicted model, not a curated record. The transcript is spliced from 9 exons.